AUGAAAGCUUUAACGAUUUGCACACUGGUCUGUGUGGCCUUCAGCGGUGUUCUAAGUGCAUCGAUCAUCAGAGUGGCUCGUGAAGAUGUAGUUCCUAUCGUAGAUGAACUCGUCAAGGAAGAAAUUGUAUCUGAAUUGCGGAAUUCCGAAAUUCCUGUCGCUGUCGAGGAAGAACCAGCCAAGGCAAUCCUCGAAGAUUCAGUAGUACCAGUAGAGAAUCAACGUUCUGCUGUUAAAGUGGUCGAAGUCGUCGAACCAGUGGUCUUAGAAAAGGUUGUCGUGGAUGAAGCGAUCGUUAAUGCCGAUAAGGAACCCGUAGAAUCUUUGCGCAGUGUUUCUCCAGUAGUAGCAGUCGAUGAACCAGUCGCUGUUGUCAAAGAAAUGGAAGUUGCAGUCGAGCCUGUCGUUGAAGAUAAGGUGGUUGCUGCGGUUGAAUCGUUACGUAAUGUGGAACCAGUAGUGGAAGUUGUCGAACCUGCCGUGGCUGUUGUCGAUGAGCCAAAAAAGGACCAGGAUCCCGUGCAGUCCGAAGGCCCACUGCGCAGCGCUCUUCCCGUGGUAGACGAAGAAGAAGCUAAGCCAGCCAUAGCCGACGUAGAAAGUGAAAAGGUUGUUGAAGUUAAAGAAGAGUCCAUCGCUCCUGCAGUUAGAACUGUUGCUGAAGUUAUUUUGGACAAAGCCGAGGAGAAACCAGCAGAGAUUCCGGCUGAAGCCCCCGCCGUUAAGGCAGCUGAGGUUAGUCCAAUCGAGUCCUUAAAAAGCGUCGAACCAUCCGUUGUUGCUGAAGAACCGACUGCUGUGGUUGUAGAAGAUUCAAAAGCCGCCGAUGAGAUUGAACCCCUUCAGGCAGUCCCGAUCAAACCUUUCCUGGAACAAUUGGCAGAGGCUGAAGCUGCUAACGCAGAACCCGCUGUUGAACCCGAAUCAGAAGCCAAAUCUGCUGUGGAGCCAGCUGCAGAAGAAAAAGCUGCUCAAGAUACCGUAGUAGCUGUGGAUUCCUUAAGAUCCAACGCACCGGCUGUCGCUGUCGAAGAGCCAGUUGCAGUUGCUCUUCCGGAAAAAGAGGCAGCUGCCGAAAAAGUCGAUGAACCAGCUGCUGAAGUUCAAAACGCUGCUGCCGAUGAAGCUCCCAUGCCAGCAGUUAUUGCUGAUGAACAAGCUGCACCCGCCAUUGCUGCCGACGCUGCCGAAGAGAAGGUGCCGGUCCCAGAGGUGCCAGUGGAGGAAAAAGUAAUUGACCCAGUGGAAUCCCUACGGUCUGCACUUCCCGCUGCAGAGGCUGAAGAACCAAAAGUUAUUAUAACCGAGGAAAAAAAGGAAGCGCUUCCAGUCGUGGAAAAUGAAGUAGUUCCAGCCGUCAAAACAAUUGUAGAGGAAAAAGUUGCAGAGAUGGAACAAAAGCCUGCUGAAGAACCAAUUGAAGCAGUUAGAGCAGCUGUACCCAUCGUCGAAGAAGUAGCCCCGGUAAAGGAAGUCGAACAGGAGCCAUCGGAUGUUGUUCGUGCCGCCGAAGUAAAAGAUGAUGCCAGCACGACUGCUCGUCCUAAUCUAAUUCAGCAAAUCAUUCAACCAGUCAACAACCUCAUCCAAAACAGUCCACUUGGACCAAUCCUGAAUCGAGGCUCGACGACUGCUGCUCCAGGUGCCGCACAGGCAGCAGAGAAUUUAAACACUGGCGAAGCUGCUGCUGCUCCUAUUGCUAAUGACGAAGCAUCUGCAGCGACUACUGCCGCUCCCAAUGUGUUCCAGCAGCUCGGUCAGAACAUUCAAAGCUUUCUAAACCCGAACGCUCAAAACGCACAAACCUCCGCGGAAGGUAGUACCACUGCGCGUCCCAACAUUAUUCAGCAGGUCUCGAAUGCUGUCGGUUCCGUAUUCAAUCGUCCGUCUAGCAACUCUGAACAGCAACCAGCUCCAGCUGCAGGACCCAUUCAAAGCUUAGUACAGGGCGUCCAGAAUUUCUUCCGACCAACUGGUUCAUCCACGGCCGCUCCGGAAGCAUCGGCGGAGGAAACGCCUGCGCCUGCUGCACCCCUUGCCGCCGAAGACGCCCCUUCCGCUUGA
Messenger RNA from Sabethes cyaneus, 2064 nucleotides. RefSeq names its product fibrous sheath CABYR-binding protein-like. The record is from RefSeq and is a predicted model, not a curated record. Bases 1 to 2064 code for a protein of 687 amino acids. The transcript has a single exon. Lineage: Eukaryota; Metazoa; Arthropoda; Insecta; Diptera; Culicidae.